CAAAAGAGAGGUUUAGACGACAAACUUUACAAACUCUCUUUCUCAAACUUCAUUUUGUUGCACCCAAAACUUGCAGGAUUGAAUUCAACUUUCUCAUACUAAUCACUGGUUGCACCCAAAAACUCAGCCUUUAUAUAUAGGUUGAGUGACUCACACAGUAUCUGUCUCUUUCUCAGUCUUCACUUUUGUUGCACUAGAUAGGAAACCUUACACUCUCCAAUCUCUCACAACUAUCUUCCCCAAUUCUACUUUGUUGCACCCCAAAACAUAACUAGCUAGGAAGCCUUACCAACUUUUGUGUUGUACCACCAAGCUCAAUUCUCUCUCUCUAGUUGUACACACACACAUACACUGUUUUUGGCUUUGUGGUCCAAAGCACUAAAUUACUCGAAGAAGACCCAUAUAUUGGAAUUGGGUUAAUACUCCCAAUAGUAAAGAAAAAGAGCGAGAGAGAGUAUCCAAAAAUAUGGAUUGGAAUAUGGGAAACCUAAGACCCCCUUUUGUUUCUCGGCCUGAGAACUCCUCAAGCUUCCUCUACAACUACAACUAUGACUACUAUCCAGGACUAGAGAUGAAGUACCCGGCAGCCGCGCAGGGGUCGCAGCACGCGGGGGUGGCUAUUUCAGGAAUGGAAAAGAACAGUAAUUGUGACAUGGGAGGAGGAGGAGGGAAUGAGAAGAAGAAGAGACUGACAAGUGAGCAGUUAGAGUCACUGGAGAGUAGUUUUCAGGAGGAGAUAAAGCUGGAUCCUGACAGGAAGAUGAAGCUUGCCAAGGAGCUGGGACUGCAGCCUCGUCAAGUUGCUGUUUGGUUCCAAAACAGACGAGCUAGGUGGAAGGCUAAGCAGCUCGAGCGCUUGUACGACUCUCUCAAACUCCAAUUCGAUUCUGUUUCUAGGGAGAAACAGAAGCUCCAAGAUGAGGUUUCGGCAUUGAAAGCUAUGGUGAAGGACCAAGCCAUGAAGAACAUUCAAGCCUCCGCAGGUCACACAGAAAUCUCUGGUGAAGAGACGGUGGAGAGCACAUCGGUGGGAAACCGGAGCUCUAGCAGACAUGGUGGAACAAGUCACCCACAGAUGGCUCACGGAAACUAUGUUUUCAAUGUAGACGAACUCAAUCCGGUGAUGCCGCCCUACUGCUGGGGUGCUGUUCUGCCAUCUUCUUAUCCUUGAAUGCGAUUUGCUGGGUUGUUUGUAAAAUUAUAACUACUUCUCUAAUUAGUUUGAAGUUAGAAGUAGCUAGGUUAACUUUUCAUAUGCCCCAUGAGGAGGUUAUUAUUAUUAUUAUCAGCUUGUCUCCAAUUGCUUUUCGGAUCGGUAUGUUUUAAAAUUGAAUCGGUGAGUAAAUUGAAAAAGAGAUCGGGUAGAA
Molecule: messenger RNA, 1367 nt
Organism: Camellia sinensis
Lineage: Eukaryota; Viridiplantae; Streptophyta; Magnoliopsida; Ericales; Theaceae
Product: homeobox-leucine zipper protein ATHB-22
Biological process (GO): positive regulation of DNA-templated transcription
Cellular component (GO): nucleus
Molecular function (GO): DNA-binding transcription factor activity, RNA polymerase II-specific; sequence-specific DNA binding
Source: RefSeq, a predicted model, not a curated record